GAAUGAGUAUAUAGGGUGUUUCAAAAUCUUUAAUGUUACAAUGUUCAAAAUCUCAAGUAUUACAAAUUUUUAGGACUUGUAGAGGGGACCAAGUAAAUAAGUUAGAGAUAAAAUUUUGAUUAGGAACCCAUGUUCGGAAAUGUGUAGGUAAAACAAAAUCUAAACGGCAUUGCGUCUGGGCUACGUCUGGUUGACGUCUGGGUUAUGUGUUGAACGGCAAGUGUAAAAUGUGAUGAUGUACCAUCGUGUUAAAACCACAUUUCUUGAUAAAUGUUCAAUGGGACAUCUUCCAAGAACUCUGGCAAUACUUCUUACAAGAAGUAUUAUACUCUUUUAGAGCCAGAGAAAAAUAUAAUUGCAUGAAUUCUGGCCGCGAUACAACAGACUCAACACAAACCAGAGAGAAAGUUUGAAUGAGAAAGUGUCAGAAUGGAAGACGAAGAUUUCGGAUUUACGAAAAGGGACAGCAGAGCCCUAGUGAAGGUCCUAACCGUUGAGAAAGAGGAAGGGCAUACACAACAGGAGAGAGGACCGUCCUCAGCGCCGACGAGGGCUGCGGCUGCCAGUGGAAGCGGUGGCGGCAGCGAUCGUGGCCGUUCCAAGACCGCCCCCUCGUCAGUUCCAAACAACGCGCCGAACAUACCGAACGUCGUCGAGUAUCAUCUCAAAGUAAAGCCACCUUCUAAGAUUAACAAACUCGAGGAACAAUCUAGAACCAAUCGUACAGAAGAAAUGAAGAAGGAUUUACUGUCUGCGACGGAAAAUAAGAAAGACUGGAUAACAAAAUUAUCUCGUCUGUCGAUCGACAACAAUGUGUUCGAGGGGUCGACUGAUCUGCCACAGGUGUUUCAGGUAAAAUACUUGGGAUCUCACGAUGCAAGGGGCCUCUGGGGUAUAAAGCACACGAGACAACCGGUCGAUAAUAUGGUAACCUCGGCUAAAGCAUUACCGACCAAUACGAUGCUACCUCUGAUCAAGUUAGUGGUAUCCCAAGAAGGCGUAGCACUUCUACCGCUUGACAAAAGGAAGCAGGAAGGCAACACAGCUAGAAUGUACGCGAUCGAAACUAUUUCCUAUGGCGUCCAGGAUCUUGUUUAUACCAGGGUAUUCUCAAUGAUCGUCGUUCGUGAAACAGAUAACUUCCGUAGGGUAUCACCCUUUGAGUGUCACGGUUUCGUUUGCGAAUCGAAACAUCAUGCCAGACAACUCACUUACGCACUUGCCACUGCAUUUGAAAUUUACUCGAGAAAAGUUAAGAUCCAGGACAAGGUUAAUUCCGAAAAUGUUAUCAGUAAUACUAAGACAAGAUUUGCCAUCGAUCUUAGAAGUCCUGAAGAAAUCGAAGCCGAUCUUUGUAUGGAUUCUGAAGCGUGAAAAUUUUACAUAUCUUCUUUCAGAGAUAUCACGGUUGUUCGUUAAUUUCAAACAUUUUUCGUCGAUAAAUGUCGACGAAGGUCUCUCCUUUUAUUUUCUUCAUGUUACCUUCAAACAUAAGAGUAUAUAUCUCUAGUAGUUAUACUGUUUAACGAUAACGAGUUGCAAAUAA
Messenger RNA from Vespa mandarinia (Asian giant hornet), 1546 nucleotides. RefSeq lists its product as uncharacterized. The record is from RefSeq and is a predicted model, not a curated record. NCBI's taxonomy places the organism in Eukaryota, Metazoa, Arthropoda, Insecta, Hymenoptera, Vespidae.